CAUUCAUGCUGAUUCAUCCCUAUUCAUUCAACUAUAAAAUCAAGCACCAAAAACUAAUCAUGAUUGGCCCCCUGCAAACAAUUAAAAACAAAGAAAAAAGUAUACCAUUUCCCCGUCGCAAUCCCAUCAUGCAAAUCUGCAGCUGCAUUGUAAUUUGUGCCUCAAAAAUGGUUUUUUCUGGCUAUGGAGAAACGAAACCAAGAACACUCUGUUGUAUUUUCUCCAAAAGUUUGAAUUUUUUUUCACUAAGCUCCAGACAACAAACAACACCACGUGUCCACUCCCCCUACUUUAUGCGUACAUCAAAAUUCACAUCUCAAUUUGCAGUGUUCUCUUCUCUCUCUUAGGUCCUUCUCUCUCUCUUUCUCUUUUUCUCACACCGCGGAAAUAUACAGACGUGAAUACCAAUACAAGGGAGGAGAAAAAGAUAGUGUUAUUAGUCAAUUGAAUUGGAAGUUUGAAACUUUUUAAAAUUCCCGACGGAACCCACGUCGCUGUUUUACCAAAGAAUGGAAUAUUUUGCCCUUUCCAUUUGCUUAUUCACUGGGUUCCAAUUAGAAUGCCUUCUUUUUCCAUAAUUGGGUUGAUUUUUUCCUUUUCCCCUUUCUCAUUCCUGGGUUUUAAAGGGUUUUAACUUUUGAGGCUGAGAGGUGAGCGAGGAAUUAGAUAUGGAUGUGGCUGCAAUUAGCGAAGAAGAAACGGUUCUAGAGAUUGGGGUAGUACUUCCUAAGAGGAAAAACAAUACAGAUAUUGACAAUGGCGAUUGUAUUGAGGUUCUUACCGGUGAAUUCCAGAACAUGGGUUUGAUUGUGGAAAGGGUUGUUGGCUUCCAGAGUGAAAUUCUCAAGUUGGGGGCACCUACAAAGAUUCUUGGGAAAGCAGCAACUGAAUUGCAGUUGAAGAAACGAACUCAUAUUGGUGAAAUUUCCCUCUACUUAUUUGUUUAGAGCAGUGAGAAAGGCUGAAGUUCAUUUUCAUAAUUGACAAACUGCCUUGGUUUUCAGGAAUGGAUCUACAAUUUCAUAUGGAUGAAAUCGAUGCUUUCAUUAGGCAACCUGAUGGUUCCUUAUUCAGUUGGCAUGAGCGUCUUCGCUGUUACCAGCAUAUAUUAUAUGAUACUGUGAAAGUGAACAAACCUGCUAUGAAAUUCAAAUGUGGUGACAAAGAGGUAUGUUGGGAGAUGGGAGAAUCCAUACUUAGGAAGCUGGAAACUGAAGGCAUAGUUAAAGAAAUCUUCCCUCUGCAUGAUGACGUAAUGCGCAAGCAGCUUGUGAAAAGUUGGGCACUCAACUGGUGGGACUUCACUGAGCAACCCAUUGAUGAAAUAUGUUCUUACUUUGGGAUGAAGAUCGCCAUAUAUUUCGCGUUUCUCGGAAUGUACACGCGUUGGCUUUUCUUUCCAGCUGCUUUUGGACUUAUUGUGCACUUGAUUGACUUCGGAUGGUUGCAGUUUUUUGUUCUCCCGGCUUUCUUUGUAUGCCUAGUCACAUGGGCAGUACUAUUUUUCCAAUUUUGGAAACGGAAAAACUCGGCUCUUUUAGCCAGAUGGCAAGUAGAUCAAACACCUGGAGCUGGUCGCGAUUAUAAAGCAUUUGAACUGGAGUGGAGUCUGUUCCAGUUUCCUUCAGAUCAUAUAAAGAAAUAUGGAUCUGAGAAGAUUACAGAAAAAGAAGCGUUUCAAAGAGAUGAAUGGUUUGGAAGGUUCAUGAGAUAUCGGAAUGAUUUUGUUGUUAUACUUAGCAUCAUAUGUCUCCAACUUCCUUUCGAGCUGGCUUAUGCCCAUUUUUAUGCGGUUAUUGAGUCUGACCUUCUAAAGUUUGGUCUUACGGUGGUUUACCUCUUGUCGAUUCAGUAUCUCACAAGAAUUGGUGGGAAGAUAGCUGUGAAGCUCGUUAAUCGUGAAGCAAGCAAAAAUGUGGAGUAUAGAGCUGAUAGCUUAGUUUACAAGGUUUUUGGGCUGUACUUCAUGCAAUCAUAUGUUGGCCUUUUCUAUCAUGCUGUUUUGCAUCGGAAUUUAAUGACCCUUCGCCGAGUUUUGAUUCAAAGGCUUAUAUUCUCUGAGGUGGUGGAGAAUCUGUUGGAAAAUUCGAUACCCUAUUUUAAGUACAAAUUAAAGAAAUUUAGAGCCGUUCGAUUUAAGAGGAAAUGCGACAGAGGAACAGUUACAGGAAAGCUUCCCAGGGUAGAGAAGGAGUUCCUGAAGCCUACUUACUCUGCAAGCAUCUGCGAGGAGCUUGAGGAUGGCUUGUUUGAUGAUUUUCUAGAAUUGGCAUUGCAGUUUGGAAUGAUUAUGAUGUUUGCCUGUGCUUUUCCCCUUGCCUUCACUUUUGCAGCAUUGAACAAUAUCACAGAAAUAAGGACUGAUGCGCUUAAGUUGCUGGUGAUGUUAAGAAGGCCUGUUCCCCGGCAUGACGCUACUAUUGGAGCGUGGCUCAAUAUAUUUCAGUUUCUAAUUGUGAUGUCAAUAUGUACCAACUGUAUACUCCUGGUGUGCCUAUACGACCGGGAAGGGGAAUGGAACAUAUCUCCUGGACUUGUUGCAAUCCUCGUCAUGGAACAUGCCCUUUUGCUGAUUAAGUUUGGGUUCUCCCAUUUUGUUCCUGAGGUAAAAUUUGUUGCCCCCGGUGGGUAUUUCUAGUAGUAUUAGACACAACCCAAAUUGUCACCUUUAGAAUUCAAAAUAAUUUUAAGAAGUGCAAUAAUCGUCUCAAUGUGUUUCAGGAGCCGACAUGGGUUAGAGCCAACCGGAUGAAGAAUACUACUCAGGCACACGACAUGUGCUCAAGGGAACUUUUGAGGAGUAUCUCUGGUGGUAAGAAGAUGUUCAAAGAAAUAGAAAAGGAAGAAUGAGAAAGAAACUGUGGCAACUUAAGGCCAACCUUUCUUUUCCAUUUACCAGAAACUACAACUGAAAGAUGUUCUAGAUGUGUUAGUGGGUUCUGUGUUCGCCCCAAAGUCGUACAUUUCAGAGUCGAUUGAGUACAGUUGUGCUGACGCUCUGUAUCAGUGUACAGAGCGUAGAAAACAAAAAUUAGUUGUUUUCGGAUACAUCAAAAAUGAAUUCUGCUUGUCCUUUGUAUAGAUAGAUAUUCGUGAAUUGUUGUAGAUUUUCAAGAGUAGAAUUUUGGGUUAGGUUGCAAACUGAAGAUCUGAUAUUAUCUCAGUUGUCUCUGUCUUACAUGCUUUACAGCUCGAAAGAGGAACAAAUAGGAAGAGCAAAAGAAUAGUUGAUGAAUGAGCUAAAUGAAACAAGUUUUUGUCUGAUUAUUUGUUCAGAAACUUUAGAGAGGAACCAUGUUGCUCCAAUGCAGUAGGAUAUUAACAUUCAC
This is a messenger RNA of Oldenlandia corymbosa var. corymbosa, 3329 nucleotides long. Lineage: Eukaryota; Viridiplantae; Streptophyta; Magnoliopsida; Gentianales; Rubiaceae. The record is from the annotation of a GenBank genome assembly.